GUUUACAAAUAGUGGAUUGUAUACGUAAACAGUAUAACCUUAAAGUAAAGAUACAUAAUACGAUGGAUAUUAAUAAUAAUGUGGAAUUAAUACGACAGGAAAUAAUUAAAAACCAUCUUCAAUUUACUGCAUUAAUACAAGAUAUACAACAAUGUAGUGGACCCUUAGAAUUACUUAAUGAACUUAAUACAGAAGGAAGGGAAAAAAUUACAGCAUUAAAAUCCAGUAUAGAAAAGUUGAGUUCUCUAGCCGAAAUCAAAGUUAACGAAAAGGAAAGAACAGAAUUGCUAGCAGAAGUUGAAUCAUACAAGUGCCAAUUAACUGCAUCUCUUAAAACAUUUCGCAAAGCCAAUGUUAUUAGCGCAUGUGUUAUAGAUAAAUUGUCAAGAGAGGAUUUACUUUCGAUAUCUGAAGAACAACAAAAUGCUCUUCGUAAACGAAGGGAUAAACAGGGUUUAGCGAGUGCAUCUAGUCAAGUAACAGAUAAACUAUUAAGCAUUUCCAGACACUUAGCUGAAACAACUCAGAAAAGUGCAGACACUUUAGACACACUCUUAACAUCUUCGGAUAAAGUGUCUGGAACUAAAAAUGAAUUGGAACAUCAACAGCAAGUAAUAGUGCAAUCAGGAAAAUUGUUAGGAAAAUAUGGUAGACGUGAGGUUACUGAUAAAGUAGUACUUUUUUUAGCAUUUGCUUUCUUCCUUGCUUGUGUCUUUUAUAUUUUACAAAAAAGGCUCUUUUAAAUGUUCAAAUAAGUUGUACAUAAGUUAUAUCAAUGUAUAACACUAUUCCAAAUCUAUUCCUUUUUUAUUUAUAAUGUAAUGAUGAAUUAAGACCAUAUGAUCUAUAAAAAGAC
Molecule: messenger RNA, 856 nt
Organism: Polistes dominula (European paper wasp)
Lineage: Eukaryota; Metazoa; Arthropoda; Insecta; Hymenoptera; Vespidae
Gene: Sec20
Product: vesicle transport protein Sec20
Biological process (GO): retrograde vesicle-mediated transport, Golgi to endoplasmic reticulum
Cellular component (GO): SNARE complex; endoplasmic reticulum
Molecular function (GO): SNAP receptor activity
Source: RefSeq, a predicted model, not a curated record